This is a messenger RNA of Plasmodium yoelii, 840 nucleotides long. Its product is annotated as conserved Plasmodium protein, unknown function. NCBI's taxonomy places the organism in Eukaryota, Apicomplexa, Aconoidasida, Haemosporida, Plasmodiidae. The record is from RefSeq and is a predicted model, not a curated record. The coding region runs from base 1 to 840 and encodes 279 amino acids. The transcript has 7 exons.
AUGGAUCCAUAUAAGUUUAAUAGCUGGAUACGAAUUUUGAUAUCCUUAUGUUCUCUCGGUGCAUAUAUACUAAUUUCAUUGAUGAUGCCCUUAUAUAUUGGGAAAUCCAAUUUUGAAACUAUGUAUGGAAUACAUUUUGUUUCUCCAUAUAACAAAGGAAAAUAUAUAACAUGGAACAAAUACGAGACUCAAAUAUGUGACAAUAAAAGGGCAUACGGGGUUCCAAAAAAAGGAAACCCCUUUCAAGAAAAUACAGCAGCAAUGUUAUGUGACUCCGUUUUCUUUUUGAAAAAUUAUUUAUUAAUAGUUUUCAUAAUAACUAUUAUAAAUAUGCUGUUAGUUAAGGGUGUACUAAUAUAUACUCAUUUUAAAGAACAUCCAGAAACCUUUCCAUUAAAAUAUGUCAAGUAUUGCAACAAAUUGAUUAUCUUUAUAAUGUGUCUAACAAUUAUCAACUUUAUGUUAUUUACGUCCCCCUUUUUCUUUUUCAAUUAUCACAAUGAGUUUGGAAAGACCACCUUUGCAUAUCCAGGAUAUUACAUUUUGAUGGGUGAUUUCUUUUCACAUUUUAUUAUAAUUUUAUUUAUAAAACGGGAUAAAACUAUUUUAAAAUGUGUGUGCGAAUUGGAAGUAUUGCCUUGGGAAAGAAAGCAAAAAGCCACAUUCCACAACGUCGUAUUUAACGAUACAUUGAUAAGCCCCGCCGAAAUAACAAACUAUCUCCACAAUAUGUUUCACGAAGAUAACAUAAAUGAAGAUCAACUUAAAAAUUUAUUUGGAACAAAUAAUUAUGAAGAUAUUUAUUAUAUGAUUAUGAAUAACAUAAAGAUGAAUAAUUAG